Molecule: messenger RNA, 2748 nt
Organism: Gracilinanus agilis (Agile Gracile Mouse Opossum)
Lineage: Eukaryota; Metazoa; Chordata; Mammalia; Didelphimorphia; Didelphidae
Gene: PRKD3
Product: protein kinase D3
Exons: 18
Coding region: 32-2704 (890 amino acids)
Biological process (GO): protein phosphorylation
Molecular function (GO): ATP binding; protein serine/threonine kinase activity
Source: RefSeq, a predicted model, not a curated record
CAGCUAUUUCAAAAGAUUUAAAGAAAGGCAGAUGUCCGCAAACAACUCUCCUCCAUCGGCACAGAAGUCUCUCUCACCUGCAUCUCUCUCUGCUGUGCUUCCAACCCCUUCUCCAUGUUCAAGUCCCAAGACAGGACUCUCUGCCCGACUAUCCAAUGGAAGUUUCAGUACACAGUCGCUUACCAAUUCCAGGGGCUCAGUACAUGCAAUAUCAUUUCUGUUGCAAAUUGGUCUUACAAGGGAGAAUGUUACCAUUGAGGCCCAGGAGUUGUCCUUAUCUGCUGUCAAGGAUCUAGUAUGCUCAAUAGUUUAUCAAAAGUUUCCAGAAUGUGGUUUCUUUGGCAUGUAUGACAAAAUUCUUCUCUUUCGCCAUGACCUGAAUUCAGAAAAUAUUUUGCAGCUGAUUACCUCAGCAGAAGAGAUACAUGAAGGAGAUCUUGUAGAAGUUGUUUUGUCAGCUUUGGCUACAGUAGAAGACUUCCAGAUCCGUCCACAUGCACUCUAUGUGCAUUCUUAUAAAGCACCUACUUUUUGUGACUAUUGUGGUGAGAUGCUUUGGGGAUUGGUGCGCCAAGGAUUAAAAUGUGAAGGCUGUGGAUUAAACUACCAUAAACGAUGUGCCUUCAAGAUUCCAAAUAAUUGUAGUGGAGUAAGAAAGAGACGUUUGUCCAAUGUAUCUCUGCCAGGACCUGGUCUCUCUGUUCCAAGACCCAUACCAACAGAAUGUGCAGUAUCUCCCAAUGAGGAGGCACAUGUUCACCAAGAACCAAGUAAGAGAAUUCCUUCCUGGAGUGGUCGCCCAAUCUGGAUGGAGAAGAUGGUUAUGUGUAGAGUGAGAGUUCCACACACAUUUGCUGUGCAUUCUUACACUCGGCCCACAAUAUGCCAGUACUGUAAGCGACUACUCAAAGGCCUUUUCCGCCAGGGAAUGCAGUGUAAAGAUUGCAAAUUUAAUUGUCAUAAGCGCUGUGCAUCAAAAGUACCUAGAGACUGUCUUGGGGAGGUAAUUUUCAAUGGAGAACCUUCCAGUCUGGGAACAGAUAUUGAUAUGCCAAUGGACAUUGACAGUAGUGACAUGAACAGUGAUGGUAGUCGUGGUUUGGAUGACUCAGAAGAACCAUCUCCGCCAGAAGACAAAAUGUUCUUCUUAGAUCCCUCUGAUCUUGAUGUAGAAAGAGAUGAAGAAGCUGUCAAAACCAUCAGUCCAUCAACAAGCAAUAACAUUCCACUAAUGAGAGUCGUACAAUCAAUCAAGCACACAAAGAGGAAAAGCAGUACUAUGGUGAGAGAAGGCUGGAUGGUGCACUACACCAGCAGAGACAAUUUGAGAAAGAGACAUUAUUGGAGACUUGACAGCAAAUUUCUUACAUUGUUUCAAAAUGAAUCUGGAUCAAAAUAUUAUAAGGAAAUCCCACUUUCAGAAAUUCUCCGCGUGUCUCCACCACAAGAUCUCACUCACAUUUCUCACGGCAGUAACCCACACUGUUUUGAGAUCAUCACUGAUACGAUGGUCUACUUUGUGGGUGAGAACAAUGGAGGCAGCUGUCACAGUCCAGUUCUGGCUGCCACAGGAGUGGGUCUCGAUGUAGCCCAGAGCUGGGAAAAGGCCAUUCGUCAGGCUCUCAUGCCAGUUACCCCUCAAGCUAGCGUUUGUACUUCUCCAGGACAAGGAAAAGAUCAUAACGAAUUGUCUAUUAGCAUUUCUGUAUCUAACUGCCAGGUCCAGGAGAAUGUGGAUAUUAGUUCGGUAUACCAGAUCUUUGCUGAUGAGGUCCUGGGUUCAGGACAGUUUGGCAUUGUAUAUGGAGGAAAACAUAGAAAAACUGGACGAGAUGUGGCUAUUAAAGUGAUUGAUAAGAUGAGAUUCCCCACAAAACAAGAAAGUCAGCUUCGUAAUGAAGUGGCUAUUCUGCAGAAUUUGCACCAUCCUGGAAUUGUAAACCUGGAAUGUAUGUUUGAGACCCCAGAACGAGUCUUUGUCGUCAUGGAAAAGCUACACGGAGAUAUGCUAGAAAUGAUUCUUUCUAGUGAAAAAAGUCGACUUCCUGAGCGAAUUACUAAAUUCAUGGUCACACAGAUACUUGUUGCUUUGAGAAAUUUACAUUUUAAGAAUAUUGUGCACUGUGAUUUAAAACCAGAGAAUGUACUGUUAGCCUCAGCAGAACCAUUUCCUCAGGUGAAGCUGUGUGACUUUGGUUUUGCACGAAUCAUAGGUGAGAAGUCCUUCAGGAGAUCUGUGGUGGGAACCCCUGCAUACCUUGCACCUGAAGUUCUCCGGAGCAAAGGUUAUAAUCGUUCUCUGGAUAUGUGGUCAGUGGGAGUUAUUGUUUAUGUGAGCCUCAGUGGCACAUUUCCAUUUAAUGAAGAUGAAGAUAUAAAUGACCAAAUUCAAAAUGCUGCAUUUAUGUACCCACCCAAUCCAUGGAAAGAAAUUUCUGGUGAAGCAAUUGAUUUAAUAAACAACUUGCUUCAGGUGAAGAUGAGAAAACGUUAUAGUGUUGAUAAGUCCCUCAGUCACCCCUGGUUACAGGAUUAUCAAACGUGGCUUGACCUUAGAGAAUUUGAAACACGAAUUGGAGAGCGUUACAUCACACAUGAAAGCGAUGAUGCACGCUGGGAAGUGCAUGCAAAUGAGCACAACCUUGUGUACCCAAAGCACUUCAUUAUGGCUCCCAAUCCCGAUGAUAUGGAAGAAGAUCCUUAAGUUACCAACACACUCAUUUAAGAAUGAAAGAUUUCCAUUUAUGU